This is a messenger RNA of Chara braunii, 1989 nucleotides long. The record is from the annotation of a GenBank genome assembly. NCBI's taxonomy places the organism in Eukaryota, Viridiplantae, Streptophyta, Charophyceae, Charales, Characeae.
ACCUGGAGCCUGCAGUUCGUGACCUCAUCCGAUAGUACCACGAUGUUUUCCCAUCGUCAUUCUCGUACGCCGGCAUCCCACCGAUGUGUGACGUCGAGCACUCCAUUCAGCUUGUGCCCGACUAUCGUGGUCACCACCAGGCACCCUACAGACUCUCGAUCCCCGAGGCCACCGAACUCAAGCGUCAGCUUGAGGAGCUCCAGAGACUGGGUUUCAUCAAACCCAGCAACUCCCCGUGGGGUGCACCCGUCCUCUUUGCUCGCAAAGCAGAUGAAACUCUUCGUCUCUGCAUCGACUACCGCGGUCUCAACCGCUACACGGUUAAGAACAACCACCCCAUGCCUCGUUCCGAUGAGCUAUUCGACCGCCUAGCAGGCAACCACUUCUUUACGAAGAUUGAUCUUCGUAGCGGUUACCAUCAGAUCCGCGUUGCUGCAGCCGACCAGCCGAAGGCCGCGUUCCGAUUGCGAUCCGGCCACUAUGAGUUCACGGUGAUGCCAUUCGGCCUCACCAACGCACCCGCUACCUUCCAGAGGGCGAUGAACGACAUCUUCAGGGACAUCCUGGAGCAAUAUGUUCUCGUCUACCUCGACGAUAUCCUGGUCUACCGUUGUACCCUUGAGGAGCACCUAAGACACCUCCGCGACGUCCUUGACCGCUUGCCCAGACAUGGCUUCUACGCCAAGCUGAGCAAGUGCCGCUUUGCCCAGCACAAAGUGGAUUUCUUAGGACACUACGACGGCACUGUCGAGUUUCGCUUAGGUGAUUGUCCGAUAGCCUUCUACACCUGUAAGCUCUUGCUCGCCGAGAUAAACUACACCGCUGAUGAACGUGAGGUUCUCGCAGUAAUUUAUGACGCUCGGCAUUGGCGUCACUACCUGCACGGGGCACCAUUCACGGUGCGCACGGACAACUCGGUUGUCCAGGCUUUUCUGACAAAACCGAAGCUCACUCCUCGACAGGCUCGCUGGUGGCGCGACCUAUCCGAGUUGAGUUUCACCACUGAGCACAUCAAGGGUGGGACUAAUCGGGUCGCAGAUGCCUUAUCCCGACGCCCUGACCACGACCAGGAGCAGAUCCAGCUCUCUUCCAUUUCGGUCACCACUGUCCACCACUCGGUGAUCGAUGAGUUUCGCACUCAGUACCGCCACUGCCCCGACUAUCGCGACAUCCACGCGACCGUUCGGAGUAAGGCCGUCCCGAACUACUCUUUCGAGGACAACGGUCUUGUGUACUGGCACAGUUCACAGAGCACCAGAGAGCCCCGUAUUUGCGUUCCCUCCACUGGACAGCUACGUGUCCGCGCAGUAGCAGAGUUCCAUGACCAGGCAGCCGCCGGUCAUAUGGGCUUCCACAAGACGUUGGCUCGUGUGAGCCGUCUGUACGUUUGGCCGAAGCGUAAGGACUUUGUGAAGGACUACGUCGCAGAGUGUUCCACCUGUCAGGAGGUGAACAGUGUGAACCACUUGCCUUAUGGUUUGCUCCAGCCUCUUCCUAUCCCUGAGGGUCAUUGGCAGUCCAUCUCGAUGGACUUUAUCGGUCCCCUUCGUCCUCCGACCCCUCGUGGUCAUGAUGCUAUCCUGGUCAUCGUCGACCGCUUCACGAAGCGUGCACGCUUUGUUCCGUGCCGCUAUGCCAUCAGUGCACGUGAUGUCGCCGACAUCGUGUUUGACCGAGUUGUGCGUGACCACGGCUUACCUCUGAGCAUCAUAUCUGACCGUGACCCGCACUUUACCAGCCGAUUCUGGCGACGGCUCCACGAGGUGUACGACACUCAGCUCCGCUUCUCCUCGUCUUACAAUCCUCAGACUGAUGGUCAGACCGAGAUCACGAACAGGACUCUUGGAGAUAUUAUCCGAAAGAUUGUUCGUGACGAGCAGCAAUGGGACCUCCAUCUUGCCCACGCGGAGAUAGCCUACAACCACGUCGUCUAGCCACCCACGGGGAUGUUGCCUUAUUAUUGCGACCUCGGCUAUCACCCUCGUGUUC